Messenger RNA from Ilex paraguariensis (yerba mate), 1246 nucleotides. Lineage: Eukaryota; Viridiplantae; Streptophyta; Magnoliopsida; Aquifoliales; Aquifoliaceae. The record is from the annotation of a GenBank genome assembly.
AUGGAAGACUCCACCGUUUGUACUUUUCGCUUAUCUGCAUCCGAUCAUUUUUUUGGUCUGAGCUUAGCUAGGAAGUGUGUAAAUUAUGCGAUUUGCCACAAUGUUCAAGAGCUUGAUAUCUCAUGUAUUGUUGAGAAAAGCUUGGAAUUUCCUCCCACCUUUUUCACCUGUCAAUCUAUAAGAGUACUCAAACUGAGGAAUUGUGAUGGGAAUAUGAUUAUACCCAAGUCGUUUUCUUUGCCGGCUUUGAAGACCUUGUAUUUGUACCGUGCUUCAUUUAUAGAUGACGAUUGUUUAUCUAACCCUGCAGAGCCUUUCUCGAGGUUUCCAAACAUAGAAAGGUUGACUUUGCGUAACUGUCAGCUGUCAAAUUCGAUUAUUUAUGCUCCGAAAGUUAGGUACUUGGAGAUAUUGUUUCGUGGGCAUCGCCCUAUGUUCUCGUCUGAAUCAAAGAUAGUGCUUUCGACACCAAGACUCAGUUCAUUUAAGUUUACAGGUCAAGUAUCUUUGGACUGUUUCAUCGAGGACCUUCCUUGUCUAGACAAGAUAUAUGUUGACCUUUGGACAUCUUUUGAGGAACCAUAUACAGAUGAAGUCAAGGGAAGGAUGCCGCUCAAUCUGAUCAAGAUGCUUGGACAGCUCCGAAAUGCAAAGUCUGUUACUUUAUCCUUGGAUACUCUUGAGGUAGUGCUUGCAUAUUUUACGUUUUCAUAUACUAUGUCAAUGAUUUUAAUCCUAUGACAGUAUGCUUAGAAGGAUGUAAUGCUAAAAUUUGAAAACUAAUUCCAAGUUUGUUUGCCGAGAUGGAAGAUGUUUUUUCCCUGACAAGCAACUGUUUUAUUACCUAUUCAAUGAUCGUAGUGAUACAUGUAGAAGAGAUAAUAGAUCAAUGCGUGCAUUUUAUGAUAUGUUUUAUUUACAUUGAAAGAUUGGAGGCUCGACUGAACAGAGUCGGCAGCCUACUUCAUCAGUACAUGUACUUCAAAACUUAGAAACUGAUGUAAACGCCCAGCAUGGAUGUAUGUGUUGAUUUCGAUCUAUGGACUAACUUCUUGAUUUUCCUUUGAUCAUAUUCAACUUCAGUGCCUCACACUACUUCAGAAAUGAUUUGCACAUAAGAUUUUCUACACUUCUCCAUGCAUUACAUUCCACAUCUACAGAUUUGUAUUCUUCCUAUAGUGUUUGGACUCUGGAUUUACUGUAUGUUAUAGUGCAAGGGAAUUUAUCUCUACAAUGCACUGCCAUU